Beauveria bassiana ARSEF 2860 is the source of this 2586-nucleotide messenger RNA. RefSeq lists its product as uncharacterized. The transcript has 3 exons. The record is from RefSeq and is a predicted model, not a curated record. Lineage: Eukaryota; Fungi; Ascomycota; Sordariomycetes; Hypocreales; Cordycipitaceae. The coding region runs from base 1 to 2586 and encodes 861 amino acids.
AUGGCAGACUUUUUGGCCUCGUUCAAAUUUGGCGCGGCGGAGGAUGACGAGCCCGUGCGAGUAGAAGCUUGUGCAAGCCUCGACGAAGUGCAAUCCCGCUUCCGCGAUGGCUACGAGGGAAAAGUGACCGAAACGCGAGCGGAACACAUGAUUAUAAGCAUCGACAUUGGACCCUCGACUCAGUUUACCAUUUUCGACAGUCAUGGCGACGACAACGUCGACCCCAGCCUAAGCAGAAUCUCCGCCCGCGAUGCUUUGGUGUCGCAGCCGCAGCAGAACCCUACCACGCAACGAGCCGUCGCGCGAGAGAUUCUCAACGCCAUUGGAGAAAUAGACUCGAGUACAUGGUCGAUUAUUGAGGAAGAGCGCAAAGCGCAGGGCUGGUUCAUCACGUAUGUCUGUAAUCACUCUUGGAAGCAGUGGACACGGCACGACACGGCGGCACAGGCGCCUCCAAUCCUUGAAUACAGCCACAAGGAGCUGGACUUUUUGUCUCGAGCGCGACCUGCGUUUGACUGUCGAGGAACAGUGACGAUCAGCUUUUCGAAAGGCAACAGUGCUAUAACCGUCAACUACUCACACACUCCUUUCCAUCGGACAGUCGGUGAGCAAUACGACUUAUUCAAGCCGCCACCUCCGCCCCCGAGAGUCGCACCUGAGAAGAAGACGCCCGGCUCGGCCAAGAAGAGGGACACGCCACGCAGGAAACAAGCCGCGACUGGACCGGAUGGAGAGCCCCUCCCUAAGAAGCCGAGGAAACGACCCAGAAAAGGCGCAAAGAAUCAGCUUUCAAAGGCAGAGUUGGUUCCCAUCGCAGACGAUGGGACGUCGGUGUCUGCAGUCGAUGCUGCGGACCAGGUUGCUCUUGCAGCUCUUUCAGCAGCGACAGCUGAAGAAACUGUUCCGAACGAUGGCGCGGCGGAGACGGCCCAGAAUAGCACAGCAUCGCUGAAUGUUUCGCCCGAAGAGGCGGUACGACGGCGCGAAACGGCCACCAAGAGGCUCACCGAGGCUGGCAUUGACCCGGCCACGCUCAGUGCGGGUCAAUUCAGCAUUUUUUCCAACCAGUCGCCAGAAGUGCAGACAGAGUCUCUGAAUAUGCUCGUCAAGUACGGUGCAGAGAGGCUGCACAUUGUGCAUCCAGUAAAGAAGGAUAGCCCACGACCGGCUCCGAGCCAGCCUGAUGCCGAAUCUAUAGCGUCCGGCGCUGUCAGUCCUAACCGGCUUGCGAACGAUACUGCGAGCGAAGAUGCUGAUGCCGGUGUCUCUGCCGCUGAAGCAACUGCUAAGCCAAAGACACCAAGCAAAGCCAAAGCCGGAACGAAAUCACGAGUCUUUUGUUUCAACUGCAAGCUCUCAAAAUCCAAGUCUGGGUUGACCUGCGAGUACCCAGCGUCCAAACCCAGACCCAGGAAAUCUGCUGCUCUUGUGACAGAAGAUGAGGAUACCAUCAUGUCGGAGACUAUGGAUGCCGAAGGCGAGGCAGUAGUCCCUAGGACAGAAGAUGUCGUUCUCGCAGAAGUCGAGGAACCCCGCCAACCAUCGACCUUUGCGCAGGUUCCCAUUGCAGACAUGAUGCAAAUUACUCCAGAUAGUGAGGGCAAUGGCUCUCGCCCCAUUGGAGAAGCGAGUAUUCAACCUUCAUACGAAAAUACCCCUCCGACAAGCUCGCUCAACUGGAGCUCAGGCGGCCUAGCACUGCCUCAAGGGAGGGUCUUUUAUCCUCCGGCCGUUACAACAGUACCGGAAGAACCGCUGCCAAACAACGCCAGUACCGUUGUGGGUGCACCGGCCCUAAAGAGGUCCCAGCGGGCGCCGAAACCUACAGCAAAGGCUAUGGGCCGUGUACCGACUCCUGCUCAGGCCCUCAUCGCUUCACCCACUCGCGAAAGACACGAGAGUCCCCUUGAACGCCACAAUCCUAGAAGACACGAGGCCCAACCACGCAACCAGCUUGCCUUUGACCGGGCUCCGGCUGAUCCAUACGGUCAAUCGGUAACUCAGCCGCAGUACGCGAGUGAUGCGCAUCGACAAAACACCAGCUAUGGCCAGAGCCAAGCAGCUUAUCCUCCAUUGCUAGACACCGCAUCGGAGAGAGUUGCGUAUGAUCCUCAUGCGAGUGCGUAUCGCAAUCCUGCACCGCCCAGGUCAUUCAGCCAGCAGAAGCCGUCGGCCCCUGCACAUGCUGGCGCCGCCAAGCCCUCAUGGCCCAGUCGCGGGCACGAUGUUGCGGCAGCAGACAAUCACCACAGAACACACGGCUAUGGAGGAAGCACUAGUCCAGCCAAUGCGAUGUCGUUGGCGCAUCCACCGAACCAGCGUCACAGAAGCAGCGGCAGCCAUGACGGAGCGCACGGCAUUAUGGGCGCAGCUAAGCGCAGCGUCUCGUCGCAAAAGUCGUACUCGUCGCAGUCGACGCAGCAGCAGGCCUCGGCUGUACCAAACCAGCAGCAGCACUCGCAGCAGCACUCGCAGCAACACUCGCAGCAGUCUUGGUAUGGAUAUAAUGGUCUCCAUGGCAGCUCUACGACCAACACGCAUCAGAACCACAGCUGGGGAGGCUCGACUGGCAACGGCUGGAAUUGA